Messenger RNA from Thamnophis elegans (Western terrestrial garter snake), 3713 nucleotides. Its product is annotated as zinc finger protein 420-like. Gene Ontology annotation, molecular function: RNA polymerase II cis-regulatory region sequence-specific DNA binding; DNA-binding transcription factor activity, RNA polymerase II-specific. The record is from RefSeq and is a predicted model, not a curated record. Lineage: Eukaryota; Metazoa; Chordata; Lepidosauria; Squamata; Natricidae. Gene Ontology annotation, biological process: regulation of transcription by RNA polymerase II. The transcript is spliced from 6 exons. Bases 254 to 3112 code for a protein of 952 amino acids.
GGCUGUUUCCGUGCAAAGGAAGGAAGAGGAGCGAGAGACCCACGCCCGGGCCUCCUCCGGCUUCAACCCCAGAUACAGAAACCAUUUGUGGUCUUUGCGAGGAAAACUUUCCUUUUGGGGGGAAAAAGAGAGUGGAAUAACUUGCAGGGAUCCAUCCUGCAGCCCCAGAAAUGGUCCCGUGAAGGAAAAGGCAUCUGGAGACCCACCAAAGUCCUUGGACCCAUCUGGAGUUGCUCUGCAGGACAGAGAAAGGAUGGAGACACAACCUUUUGACAAGGAGGGAAGCGGAAAAGGCCCUUCGGCUUCUCAGCCUGGGAAAGGAAGGAAGCUCUGGAGAGAAACAGGGCGAAAGAUCCUGGAGGAGGAAACCAUCCGCCCUUCCAAAGUUCAGCCCUGGAAUUUCAUCCAAUGCCAGGAGGCUGAAGGUCCCCGACGACUUUGCAACCGACUGCAUGACUUUAGUAGGCAAUGGCUGAGACCAGAAAAGCACACCAAAGCCCAGAUGCUGGACCUGGUGGUCCUGGAGCAGCUCCUGUUCCUUCUGCCCCCAGAGAUGGAGAGCUGGGUGCGGGAGUGUGGAGCAGAGACCAGCUCCCAGGCGGUGGCCCUGGCUGAAGGUUUCCUCCUGAGCCAGGCAGAGGAGCAGAAGGAGCAGGUCGAGUUCCAGAUCAGAGAUCCUGAAGGAAAGAAGAAUCCAUCAACCCCCCCUCAGAAGCUAUUUUUCAGGAGGAUCCCUUGGGAAGAUCAAAGUUGGGACCCCCUAGGAGAGAAACAAAGAAUGAAGAUUUCUGUUUUUUACGAUGGAGCUCAAACAGCAGUUGAACCUCCAAAUCAAGGGAGUCUGGUGUCCUUCGAGGAGGUGGCUGUUUAUUUCUCUGAGGAGGAAUGGUCUCAGCUGGAUCCUGACCAGAAAGCGCUGCAUUCUGAAGUCAUGCUUGAAAACCAUAGGAACGUAGUCUCUCUGGGGAAUAAUGGGGAGGAGAAUCAACAUUCCUGUGAAUUGUUCCAAGUGAUCAAUGCUAAUGAUGGAAUGGAAAAAUUUGGAAUUCGAAUGGAAUUAGAAAGCGAUGGGAGAAACCAGUCAAAUAAUUGGAAUCAGGAAAGGUCGUCUUCCACUGAUUAUCUGAUGCAAGAUUUUCUUCCCCAACAAGAGAAAAUAAGGAAGAAAUAUAUUGGCAAAAGUAUGAAGUUAAUCAAAGAUAAAUUACAUGUAAACAAAUGCUAUUUAACCCCCCAAAAAGGAGAAGAUGCUAUAAGGCACAAUGGAAAAAAUUACCAUGGGAAAUUCAUUCCUUCUCUUGGAAAUAACUUCCUUACAUCUCAAAAAGUGAUUCACACAAAAGAGGAGCCUUAUAUAUGUUUGGAAUCUAGAAAAGAUUUUAGAAGAAGCAGGCAACGUAUUUCCCAUGAAAGAAGUCACACUGGGGAGAAACGGUGUUCAGAAGCACCUGUAGCCCACGAAGCCCAGUCCCUCCAAGCAGCAGGAGAGAAACCCUAUAAAAGAAUGGAGUGUGGAAAGACCCUUACUCAUAGCAAUGAAGUUACUAUCCACAAAAAGAGGAACAUGGGAGACAAACCAUAUAAAUGCAUGGAGUGUGGAAAAACUUUUACUCGUAGCAGGGAAUUUAAUAUCCACAAACAGAUCCAUACAGGAGAGAAACCAUAUAAAUGUAUGGUGUGUGGAAAGACCUUUGCUCAGAACAGUGGACUUACUAUACACAAAAAGAUCCACACAGGAGAAAAACCAUUUAAAUGCAUGGAGUGUGGGAAAACCUUUACUCAAAAAGGUAAUCUUGUUUCCCAUCAGGUGAUCCACACAGGGGAGAAACCAUACAAAUGCAUAGAGUGUGGAGAAACCUUUACUCAAAAAAGUAGUCUUGUUUCCCAUCAGGUGAUCCACACAGGAGAGAAGCUGUAUAAAUGCAUGGAGUGUGGAAAGACUUUUGCUCAUAGACGUAAUCUUAUUUCCCAUAAGGUGAUCCACACAGGGGAGAAGCCACAUAAAUGCUUGGAGUGUGGAAAGACCUUUGCUCAACAUUGUUAUCUUAUUUCUCAUAAAAUGAUCCACACAGGGGAGAAGCCGUAUAAAUGCAUGGAGUGUGGGAAGGGCUUUGCUCUGAGCAAUAGACUUAAUAUACACAAAAAGAUUCACACAGGGGAGAAGCCAUUUAAAUGCAUGGAGUGUGGAAAGAUCUUUGCUCAAAGAGGUCAUCUUAUUUCCCAUAAGAUGAUCCACACAGGGGAGAAACCAUAUAAAUGUAUGGAGUGUGGAAAAGCCUUUACUCAAAAAAGUAGCCUUAUUUCCCAUCAGGUAAUCCACACAGGGGAGAAACCAUAUAAAUGCAUGGAGUGUGGAAAGGCCUUUGCUAAGAGCAAUAAUUUAAGACUACACACAAGGAUCCACACAGGGGAGAAGCCAUUUAAAUGCAUGGAGUGUGGAAAAACUUUUACUCAAAAAAAUAGCCUUAUUUCCCAUCAGGUAAUCCACACAGGGGAGAAACCAUAUAAAUGCAUGGAGUGUGGAAAGACCUUUGCUAAUAGCUAUAACCUAAGAAUACACACAAGGAUCCACAUAGCGGAGAAGCCCUUUAAAUGCAUGGAGUGUGGAAAAACCUUUACUCAAAAAAGUAGUCUUAUUUCCCAUCAGGUGAUCCACACAGGAGAAAAGCCAUUUAAAUGCUUGGAGUGUGGAAAGACUUUUGCUCAAAGAUGUCAUCUUAUUUCCCAUAAGGUGAUCCACACAGGGGAGAAGCCCUUUAAAUGCAUGGAGUGUGGAAAAACCUUUACUCAAAAAAGGUGUCUUAUUUCCCAUCAGGUAAUCCACACAGGGGAGAAACCCUAUAAAUGCAUGGAGUGUGGAAAGACCUUUGCUAAUAGCAAUAACCUAAGAAUACACAAAAAGAUCCACACAGGCGAAAAGCCAUUAAAAUGCAUGGAGUGUGGAAAAACCUUUACUCAAAAAAGGAGUCUUAUUUCCCAUCAGGUGAUCCAUACAGGAGAGAAACCAUAUAAAUGUAUGGUGUGUGGAAAGACCUUUGCUCAUAGCAGUGGACGUACUAUACACAAAAAGAUCCACACAGGAGAAAAACCAUUUAAAUGCAUAGAGUGUUGAAAGACCUUUGCUCAUAGAGGUAAUCUUAUUUUCCAUCAGGUGAUCCACCCAGGGGAGAAACCAUAUAAAUUGUAUUGUAUUGUAUUACAUGCAUGGAGCUUAUUGAAAAAAGGAGUCUUAUUUCCCAUCAGGUAUUCCACAUGGGGGGAACCAUAUAAAUGCAUGGAGUGUGGAAAGACUUGUACAUUGUGUUGAUCUCAGUAACCACAAAAAGAACCACACGGGAAAAUCCAUUUAAAUACAUGGAGUGUGGAAAGACAUUUGCUCGAACAGAUAAUCUUAUUUGCCAUGAGAUAAUCUUAUUUGCCAUAAGACGAUCCACUCAAAAGAGAAACCAUAUAGAUGUAUGGAGUGGAAAGACCUUUGCUUUUGAGCAGUAGACUUACUACCCACAAAAAGAUCCACACUGGGGAAAAGCCAUUUAAAUGGAUGGAAUGUGAAAACAGCUUUGCUCAAAGAAGUAAUCUUAUUUCCCAUAAGACGAUCCACUCAGAAGGGAAACCAUUUAAUGAAUGCAGUGGAAAGACCUUUGCACACAGUGAUAAUCUUUUUUUAAAAAAAAAUAUAUAUUUUUGAACAAAGACAAACAUAAAAAAACACA